Messenger RNA from Closterium sp. NIES-67, 979 nucleotides. NCBI's taxonomy places the organism in Eukaryota, Viridiplantae, Streptophyta, Zygnematophyceae, Desmidiales, Closteriaceae. The record is from the annotation of a GenBank genome assembly.
CUUCUAAAGUUCUAUCUCUUGAAUCUCCUGAAACGUUCUCAGCCGCUUCCUUAGUAGCAAACUCCAAGCUCCUGCUCUCAAAAUUUCCUGCUUUCCUCUCGCUUGUUUCCGUUCCUCUUUGCGGUCGGCCAUGGCCCUCACGUCCAACCUCAACUCUCGGCUACACCUCUCAUUCUUCCUCCUAGCCGCUGUCCUCACCGUGACUCCCGGCGCCAGCGCCACCUACACCGCCACCUACAGCGAGGGAAUCAACUACGGAGGCGGAGCAUGCAACUACGAGGGCGACUUCAGCAACAGCCCCUUUUUCGACGACGGAAUGACUGCGUACGUGCCUCAGGCGAAGUACAGAGGCGGAAAAGCGUGCGGCACGUGCUACGAGAUCGCAUGCAAAAACAGCCCCAGCUGCAGGCGCAGCAGCGUGGCUGUCCGAGCGGUCGGGCAGCAGGGCGGCGAUAAUUUUCUCCUAUCUGACGACGCAUGGGACGAGAUAGUCCGCGACCGGUCCGCGGGCCGUGUGGAGAUUAAGUACCGCAGCGUGGCGUGCCCUAGGAAUGGGGGAAUCGCGGUUAAGAUCAUGCCGGGGAGCAACGCGUAUUGGUUCGCAGUUCAGGUGCUGGGAGCCGCAAAGGCCGGGGCAGUGGAGGCGGUGGAAUUGUCGAAGGACGGUGGGAGGAGGUGGGCGAGCAUGAGCGUGCUGGGAGAGAGUGCCACGUGGGUCAUGAAUCCUGCCAAGGAGAUUGUGGACGCGGGGAGGAAGGUGAGCGUGCGUGUGACGGCGGUGGGGAACGGCAAGCAGGUGGUGCUGCGGAAUGUCAUACCUGUCGGGUGGAGUGCCGCACAGACCUACGAGAGCAGUGCCAACUUUUAACCGGGUACCUUCCAAGACUAUGGUCCAGAAUCUGGUUUUGGCCUGAGGAUUGAGUGGUUACGGAAGCGAUACGCUAUUAAUUGCUUCUCCUAUCGUUUGCGCUUUGUCUCA